Molecule: messenger RNA, 369 nt
Organism: Microthlaspi erraticum
Lineage: Eukaryota; Viridiplantae; Streptophyta; Magnoliopsida; Brassicales; Brassicaceae
Source: the annotation of a GenBank genome assembly
AUGGAUCCAGACGCAGUUGCCAAGGCUUUCGUGGAGCACUACUACAGCACCUUCGAUGCGAAUCGCACAGGGUUGGUUUCUCUCUACCAGGAAGGAUCCAUGUUGACCUUCGAAGGCCAGAAGAUCCAGGGCUCUCAGAACAUCGUCGCUAAGCUCACCAGCCUCCCGUUCCAGCAGUGCAAGCACAACAUCACCACCGUCGAUUGCCAGCCGUCUGGUCCCGCCGGCGGUAUGCUCGUCUUCGUCUCCGGGAAUCUUCAGCUCGCUGGCGAACAGCACGCUCUCAAGUUCAGCCAGAUGUUCCAUUUAGUAUCGAAUCAGGGAAACUACUACGUGUUCAAUGAUAUAUUCAGGUUGAACUAUGCCUGA